CCACCUUCUCCUCCCCCUGCCCUCCCCCCCACCCAGUGAGCAGCGCUGCUGCCGCCUCGCUGCUGAGCGGGGCUCGGCCGGGAGCGAUGCGGCCGGGGUUCACAUUCUGAAAACCAUUUGAAGAUAUUCUGCCAUCCUAUUGGAUUACUGUGUUUACAGCACAGAAUGUUAUUCUGUCUUGGAUUUAAUAUGGUGUUUAUGAUUUAAUUCCCCUUCUCUGUAUGUCUAUGUAUUGGUGAAGCAUUGGAGCUCUGCAGGGCUGCCGUUACUUGUGUGGAAACGGAUCCAUUUUGAAUUCCUUCCAAAGGACUAGACAUUGCUAGCAAUGAGCUCCCAAAGCCAUCCAGGUUUUGACGUCAUUAUCAUGAAGGUCAUGGAACUGGAACGCUUCUGCGGUGAGGCAUGGUGCUAGUACAGAGAUAUAUUCUGGAGGCAGAUGAGUUUCCUGUCACUGGAAUCUUUUUUUAACAGAGAGAAGUUUAACAUAACUUAUUGUCUAAUAUCAAGAUCACUGUACAGUUUCCAGCACCAGUAAAAUAACAGAUGGACUUUCUGGCCGAGAUCAGCCAGUAGAGCUGCUAAAUCCACCUAGAGUGAACCAUAUGCCCAGUUCUGUUGAUGUGAACACAGCACUGCCCUUGCAAGUUGCACCAACUUCGGUCCCCAUGGAUCUCCGCUUGGACCACCAGUUUUCCAUGCCAGUGACGGAACCUACACUCCGAGAACAGCAACUCCAGCAGGAACUCCUGGCUCUCAAACAAAAACAACAAAUUCAGAGACAAAUCCUUAUAGCUGAGUUCCAGAGGCAGCAUGAGCAACUUUCCCGUCAGCAUGAGGCUCAGCUACAUGAACAUAUAAAACAGCAACAGGAAAUGCUAGCAAUGAAACAUCAGCAGGAGCUCUUGGAGCACCAGAGAAAGUUGGAGCAACAUCGACAGGAACAAGAGCUGGAGAAGCAGCAUAGAGAACAGAAACUACAACAGCUAAAAAACAAAGAGAAAGGAAAAGAAAGUGCAGUGGCAAGCACAGAAGUAAAAAUGAAAUUACAAGAGUUUGUCUUAAAUAAAAAGAAAGCUUUGGCACACCGGAAUCUCAACCAUUGCAUUUCCAAUGAUCCCCGCUUCUGGUAUGGGAAAACGCAGCACAGUUCUCUUGACCAGAGUUCCCCCCCACAAAGUGGAGUAUCAGGCACCUACAAUCACCCUGUACUGGGGAUGUACGAUUCCAAAGAUGACUUUCCACUCCGAAAAACAGCAUCUGAACCCAACCUGAAGUUACGAUCCAGAUUAAAGCAGAAAGUUGCUGAAAGACGGAGCAGUCCCCUGUUACGCAGGAAAGAUGGCCCAGUGGUUACUGCUCUGAAGAAGCGUCCCCUGGAUGUCACAGACUCUGCAUGCAACAGUGCUCCUGGAUCUGGUCCCAGUUCUCCAAACAACAGCUCUAAUAAUAUAAGUGCUGAGAAUGGAAUUACAGGAUCAGUCACAAGUAUUCAAGCAGAGACCAGCCUGGCUCACAGACUAGUGAAUCGUGAAGGCUCAGUAACACAGCUUCCUCUGUACACAUCUCCUUCCUUGCCCAACAUAACGUUAGGCUUGCCUGCAACUGGACCUGCAAGUGGGGGAUCAGGACAGCAGGAUGCCGAGAGACUUGCUAUUCCAACCCUACAACAGCGGCUUUCCUUAUUUCCUGGCACUCACCUCACUCCUUACUUGAGCACUACGACGUUGGAAAGGGAUGGGGGAACUUCACAUAACUCUCUUCUGCAACACAUGGUCUUACUGGAACAACCAACUGCACAAACUCCCUUAGUCACAGACUGGUAUCUUUCAGGCUUGGGGCCACUGCCCCUCCAUGCACAGUCUCUGGUUGGUGCAGAUCGGGUCUCCCCCUCAAUACACAAACUCCGGCAACACCGCCCCUUGGGGCGCACGCAGUCUGCUCCCCUUCCCCAGAAUGCCCAGGCCCUCCAGCAGUUAGUGAUCCAGCAACAGCAUCAACAGUUCCUGGAGAAACACAAACAGCAAUUCCAGCAACAGCAACUUCACAUUAACAAGAUGAUACCAAAACCGAACGAGCCAGCCCGCCAGCAUGAAAGCCACCCUGAGGAGACAGAAGAGGAGUUACGAGAACACCAAGCGCUUUUGGAGGAGCCAUACAGUGACCGAGUCUCAAGCCAAAAGGAGAUGCAAGGGUUGGCCAAUAUGGUGCAGGUGAAGCAAGAGCCCCUUGAGAGCGAUGAAGAGGAAACAGAGCCACCACCGGAACUAGAGCCAGGGCAGAGGCAAGCUGAACAGGAGCUGCUCUUCCGUCAGCAAGCCCUUCUACUGGAGCAGCAACGCAUUCACCAGCUGAGAAACUACCAGGCAUCAAUGGAGGCAGCUGGCAUCCCAGUGUCUUUUGGAGGACAUCGGCCUCUGUCUCGUGCACAGUCCUCACCUGCAUCUGCCACCUUCCCCAUGUCCGUACAGGAGCCACCCACUAAGCCAAGGUUCACAACAGGCCUUGUCUAUGACACCUUGAUGCUGAAACACCAGUGUACCUGUGGAAACACAAACAGCCACCCAGAGCAUGCAGGGAGAAUCCAGAGCAUCUGGUCCCGGCUUCAAGAGACAGGCCUCCGUGGCAAGUGUGAGUGUAUUCGUGGAAGAAAAGCAACUCUAGAAGAGCUACAGACAGUUCACUCGGAGGCGCAUACGCUGCUGUAUGGCACAAACCCUUUGAACAGACAGAAACUGGACAGCAAGAAACUUCUAGGUUCUAUAACAUCAAUGUUUGUCAGGCUCCCUUGUGGUGGUGUUGGAGUUGACAGUGACACAAUUUGGAAUGAAGUUCAUUCAUCUGGUGCUGCUCGCCUGGCUGUGGGCUGUCUCAUUGAACUUGUUUUUAAAGUGGCCACAGGAGAAUUGAAGAAUGGAUUUGCUGUUGUUCGACCUCCAGGUCAUCAUGCUGAAGAGAGUACACCCAUGGGGUUCUGCUAUUUUAAUUCGGUGGCAAUUGCAGCCAAGCUUCUCCAACAGAGACUCAACGUUAGCAAAAUCCUUAUAGUGGACUGGGACGUGCACCAUGGGAAUGGUACUCAGCAGGCUUUCUACAGUGAUCCUAACGUUCUUUAUAUUUCACUACAUCGCUAUGAUGAUGGAAACUUCUUCCCAGGCAGUGGAGCUCCUGAUGAGGUCGGCACAGGACCAGGAGUUGGUUUCAAUGUUAAUAUGGCGUUCACUGGUGGCCUCGAACCACCGAUGGGAGACACAGAAUAUUUGACUGCUUUCAGAACGGUAGUAAUGCCAAUUGCCAAUGAAUUUGCCCCAGAUGUUGUGCUGGUGUCAUCUGGUUUUGAUGCAGUGGAAGGCCAUCCUACACCUCUUGGAGGAUAUAAUCUAUCAGCAAAAUGCUUUGGGUACCUGACGAAGCAGCUGAUGGGAUUGGCCGGAGGUCGAAUUGUUCUGGCCCUCGAAGGAGGUCAUGACCUGACAGCCAUUUGUGAUGCGUCUGAGGCAUGUGUUUCUGCUUUGCUGGGAAACGAGCUUGAUCCUCUUCCAGAAAACGUCUUGCAGCAGAGGGCAAAUGCCAAUGCAGUGCAUUCCAUGGAAAAAGUAAUUGAGAUACACAGCAAGUAUUGGCAUUCUCUCCAGCGUUACUCCUCCACGGUGGGGUACUCCUUGAUCGAGGCACAGAAGUGUGAGACUGAAGAAGCAGAAACAGUAACAGCCAUGGCAUCUCUGUCAGUGGGCGUGAAGCCAUCUGACAAGAGACCAGAUGAUGAACCCAUGGAAGAGGAGCCUCCCCUGUAGCAUUCACCUUUGAACUGGAGUUCUCCUGUUUGUUCGUCUUUGUCUUGAAGCUCUGCCAAGAAGCUUUCUCUUGUUACUCCUGCGUCCUGUCAUGGUUUUCUUACAGAAUACAGAAGGGACAACCAGGUGUAAAACACAGCAACAGAAAAAUCUCUCCAUAUAUAUACACACGUAUACAGUAUAUACAGAAAAGGAAAAAUGCUGGUGAAGAGCAGCAGUGUUGAAGACAAGCAUGUAUGCUGGGCACUCUUCUUCUGCUCCUCAAUGGAAGCCAUAAGGGGAACAAAGCCCAUGAAAGUCUUUGGCAAAGUUGUCAGUUUUUUUCUAAAAAUAAUAAUUAAAGAUUCAACAACACAAAAACAAACAAACUUCAUUUAAAACUGGUGCUUAAAGUUUGAUUACCCACAAUUCAGCAAUCUCCGUUUGAACCACUCAACCCAUCUUGUAGUUUUGUUUCUUGGAUUUUUUUUUAAAUGGCUCUCGCCUACCUGUGAGUCGGACAUUCUCUUCAAAACCAGAACAAAUGCAAGAUGGUGUAUUUUUAAUGGGGAGGGUGGGGGAAAGAGGACUAGUCUAUAUAUAUAUAUACACACAUACACACACACACACACAUAUAUAUUUAAAAAAAAUACAAAAAAAAAAAAAGAGGAAAUGGAGCUCAGAAGGAGUCGGCUUUAGUAACUCCAAAGCCAUCUGAAGAUGAGUUUGUGCCUUUUUUUUAAUUGAGCUGAUGGAUUUGGUGCAGCUGGAUUUUCUGAAGUUUGAGGAACAAUGCCUUAAGAAAAAGAACAGCAGCAGUUUGUCAACAUAUUUCCUCUGGGAAAGCCAAGAACUGCCAUCGGGAAGGAAGACUGGUUUGUGCUGGCAUGAUUACUGGAAGCAGGCAUCAGCUGGAUAGAGCAUCUCCAAAACUGUCUGAAGUUUGGAUUUUUUUUGUUUUGUUUUAUUGCUGUGGGGAAAAAAAUUAAGGUAGUUGCCAAGGAAGUGGCAAAUACUGUUGGAUUUUUGAAAUUCAACCAAUAUUGAAAACACAUUUUCAAACAUUUCUCUCUCAGACAUUAUGUAGAAAUUGAAUUUACCAAUCUGGUUGUUGAAGCAUGCAAUAGACACAACUGCAGUUUUAAGAUUGGAAUGCUUUUCAUUAAAAGCAACUCGCAUGAGAUAUUGCUUAAAUUGUUAGGUGAGUGUGAGUGUGAGUGUGUGUGUGUGUGUGUGUGUAUGUGUAUAUAUAUAUAAAUAAAACAAAUGUAUUCCAAGCUUAAAAAUCUGAUUCUUAUGAAUUAUUGAUAAAUAUUUAUAAUGCAUUUAUAUAAAAUAUAUAUAAUAAAUGCAGACUGUAAAAGUAGCCAUUGAAAGGUCUCUAAUGAAAGAUUUAUUUGUUAAUUGGAAUGUAAAGGUGCUUUUGGAGAGGGAUCUAGUUUGAAACUUGAGCAUUUUCAAACUACAGUUUGGAAAGUUUUCAGAACACCAACACAUUAGCCACUGGGCAACUACCCUAAACAUUUGUAUUUUAAUUUAAGGUUUUCUAACAAAAAAAUGAGUUUUUAAGCAAAGAUUAUGAAUUUCCUGUUAAUUUUUAUAUUGAUAUUUCACAAAAACCCUAAAGAAGCCUUGUUUGUGUGAAUCUUACAUUUAUUUUACAUUGGGCAGUUGUUUUUCUGAAUGGUAACAAUGUCAACAUUUUUCUUCCCUAAUCUCAUGCAUGUACAUUACUUUCUGUGGGGAUUAUUUUAAGUCUCUUGUACAGUGAGCAGCUUUUCACAGAUGUAAGGAACUGUUGCAGAUUGUCAGAGUUUAUUUUCAGAAAGCGUGCAUUUAACUAAAAGAGGGGAAUCCAAUGGUCUCUUUUGUAUGAUACCAAUGAUUGUAUAUUUCCUCAGUUCUGUGAUAGAAGCUGUGUAAAGAAAAUAAGGAGUUUUACCUUAAGCAUAGUAGUAUUACAAUGGGUAAUGUAUCAUAUCCUCCAUGUGGAUUGUGGUGAGGAUUAUAUAUGGCAUUAGUAGCUACCAUAUUGAAGGCUUGCCAGACACUAUUGAGGCAACUAGCAUUCACUCACGCACACUAAGCAAUCUUUCUGAACCACCAUUGCUAGAAUUGUAAUUUUAGUCCUCCAAAGAACUUUUUUUUCAAAUUUAUUUUUAAGAUGAAGUCAUUGUUGGGUGAGAGAGUUUUAAUCUUCAGCUCCCUUGAUUUUUUCCCUAUUGCCUUUCGGAGCUGGCCCUCAGUAUAAGCAGAUAAUCCUUGAGUUGUGGAGUUAAGUGACUAAAGGAGACCAAAUUGACACAUGUACCUUUUCAAAGCAGAGUAGGAUAGUACAGAUCCUUUAUCUGAACAACCAAGGGUAUUUUUAAUUUUUUUUUAUUAUUAUGACAACUGACAGGGUCAUUUUGUAUUAACUUAUUUUCCAGUUCUUGAUGUAGGUUUUUCAUUCCAUUCAGAACAUACUGAAUUCAGGCUUGUGGAAAGAAUUUGAAACAUACCAUACAAGUGAGCAAGCGCAAGAGGGUUCUUUGCUUUGUUUUACAAUGCAAUUUAAAAAACAGACACUACUGUAUUUGAGUUUGCUAACCCAAGUACCUUUAAAAUUAUGAAAUGUUUUGGUUAUUAGAACUGUCUUCAGCAUAUUCUAACAGUAAGGUUCAAAUAUAAAAAUGCAAAAUAUGUGUAUGCAUUGGUUUUUUAAAUGACCACUUUGCUGCUGUGAUCUAAAACAUAAUUUGGCUGUGGAAUCCUGUGAUUUCAUAUUUUAAAUCAUUUACCCAUUCAUAAAUGUUGGCAAUAUCAACAUAUACACGAUCCUAUUUGUAUCUAGACCGUCCUAACCCUUUUUUUAUUAACAAUCUUGGUAUCACUUGUGGAAAAUAUUUGUGUUCCUCUUUCCUUGUGAACAAUUGCUGACAGAUUGAGUUGAUUUCUUUAAAAUUAGAUGAUUGGCAAUAGUCUGAAAUAUUCAGUACACUUCCAUCUUGUCACUUUCAAGAUGCAUUGUUCAUUUAUUUUAAAUCAUUUCAUUAAGUUAUUGCCAUCAAUGGAAAGACUUACCAAGACUUCACAACUCAUCAGUCUACUCCAAAGUCUAGAUCACUUGGAUUGGCUAAAACCUUACUUGGCUACACUCACUCAACAGGCCAUGUCUGGGUGCUCCGUGGCCUGUCUGACCUUGACUGGUGCAGAUAGAAGGGAAAGGAGGUCCUUGUUUUGGAGAUCCUCGUUUUGGAGACCACCAUUUUUUCACCUCUUGAGCUUUUGGCCUCUUCAUUUCAGUAGCCUUCUAAGAAAAUGUUGCUCAGCCCUGGGUCAGUGAGCAUCCAGUCCUGAGGGGAAUGCUAGCAAACUCUCUGGAGUAGCCACCAAAGAGGUGCAUUGCAGGUAGAUUAAAUGAGCACUCCUUCCCUUUCCUUACUAUUUCCCCUCCUGAACCCAAACAUGAUGCACUUCAGCUCCACCAGCAAGAGACCAGAAGUUGUGCCAGCAACACAGUGCAUCACUUUGUAGCCAAGCCUUUGGGGUAGCCCAGUACAAUAAUAAUUUUUUUCUUUUGCCUGUUUGGAAACUAAGCAACAUCUUCAAAUUGUUUUGCAGAGAAGCGAGUCCCAGUUUGCAGUACACAAUUGAUCAUUUUGUUUUUUACUUUCGAUACGAAACAUUCCUUUUUUAUUAGUCGCAGUCAUGUAUUCAUUCCAUUCUUCCUUUUUGUAAACUUUUUGGGCCCAUGUGUUUUAUGGGCAUUGAUAUAUAUAAAUAUAUAUAUAUAUAUAAAUAUAUAUGAAUAUAUUUUUUUAAGUUUCCUACACCUUGAGGUUGCAUGGUCUGUAAGGUUGGCAUGUCUUUAUAUUGUCUACAGAUUUUGCACGCCAAACUUGGCAGCUUUGAAAAACAAAAUUUCCCCUCUCAUGGGAUUUGCAGAGACAAAGGUUGAGGCAAUUUUCUGUCAAACACACACAAAAAAGGAAGGAGAGUGGGGGUGGGGGGAAUUGCAUCUUACUGAACUUAAGAAAUUGUGCUUUUUAUUGUAAAAAGAUAAAUAAAAAGGACUACUUAUACAUUUCUCAUUUUAAGAAGAAAAAUUUUAUCUAGCACUUGUGACAUACCAAUAAUAGAGUUUAUUGUAUUUAUGUGGAAAACAGUGUUUUAGGGAAACUACACAGAACACACAUAGUAAACUGCCUGUGUCAUUUUAAAACAAAAAUUUGGUUGGGUUUUUUCUUUUUGUUGACUUUUUUGUUUUGUUUUUCUCUUCGCUGGGAGGGCGGGGAGUUGGGCUCAUUCCUUUAACACAUCUAAUCAUUCAUUUUGAGGGGAAAAAAGGAUUUUAAAGGGUUAAGUCUUCAGCACAGCUGUGUUAACUUUUUUAAUUACUUUGAAAUGUCUCACUAGAUUUCACUUUAAACAGUCGUGUACUGUGCAAGCACUGUGGUUUAAAAUAAGACUUUACAUCAAAAGGAAUAAAAAUGUUUCUUCAUUGUGACGAAGCUGGGCUUGUUCUCAGCUCUGCUUCAUGUACUUUGAUAUUGAUGAAAAAGUAUCCUAUUGAAAGAAAAUAAAUUAACACUUUUCUGUGCUCCAUAGUGGAGGCGCUAUUUUCCAAUUUAUGAGAAUGACAAACUUAUAUAUAUAUAAUAUAUAUAUAUAUAUAUAUAUAAAAGGGGGGGGGGGAUGGGUUUGAACAUUAUUCACCCAAGAGCUUAUUACAGAUAUGUAGUAUCAAAGUUGUAACUAUAUUAUAUUCUACUUUAUACCUAUACAUGCUCAGUAUGAUGUCACCAUUGGUAGCAGCUACCGGUUUACUCUGUAAUUUAGACACAAUUUCACUCUUAUUGUAUGGACCCUACUUUAAGUGAUGGUAGCAUUCUUUGUGCUAAAAUUUUCUGAUGGUCCUUUCUUUUACUUGGUGGAGUUGGAAUUUUUUUUUCUCAUUCUUGUUUUUGUUUUAUUUGUUUUUUUGGUUUUGUUUUUUUACUGGCCAAUGGUGUCUUUCUCCGACAGUACCAAUUUCAAUUUCAACUUUAUUAGGAGUCCAGUAUUUUGUACCACAUUAUGACAACUUGUUAUUCUUGUGGUGUAAAUAAAAAGAAAAAGUUAAUUAUAA
This is a messenger RNA of Caretta caretta (loggerhead turtle), 8880 nucleotides long. Lineage: Eukaryota; Metazoa; Chordata; Testudines; Cheloniidae. The record is from RefSeq and is a predicted model, not a curated record.